CAGGAUACAUUCUCCCACUACCCUGCCCGGAAAAAUCGACUGCAUUGUCUUUGCUGAACGGGUGGACAAAGAAGCAAGCCAUAUAUGAAAACUAAUUGCACGCGUGGGUAAGCAUAUAUUGGCUAUCAAGAAAGAAUACACGCUUUAAACUAUGCGUGGAUGGAAUUCAUUCAAACGAAAAGGGAAGUUAACGACCAACAUUAUCAAGGAGAGCAACCUUGAUUUCUUAUCAUAAAAUAAAAUACAUACGAGUUAACUAUUCUAGGCUAUUGUAGUCGUCGACCUUCACGACCAUCUCAGACUUUUAGAUACGCAGAAUAGCAGAAACCGCGUGGCUGAAUUUAAAACCAACCCCAAUGCGUUUAUUCCAUACCCGUGUCUGUUCAACAACACUAGCUGCCUACCCAUUGCUUCAAAGGAUCCUUAACUGCAUGGCUUUCUACCUCCAUCAUUCAUAAUGACAAUAUUGGUACAUGCAUAUUGCACUAUAUGAAUAUACCUCUGAUACAGUCCAACGUUUCUUAUUCAAUUCAAGGCUAAUUUGACUGAGGCUACACUGACACGUUCGUUGGACGACAGCUCUGGAUUUCAGAUUCGGUUUUCAGUUUGUAUAUCUUUUUCUGUCUCAAUUGGAUCGUAUUGGGAUUAAGGUGGUUUUAACCCGAAGCAGAUGGUUUAAGAAAGGACUACCCCUACCAAUUUGGUGACCAAUUUCUGAAGUAAAAGUCAACCCGUUGUUGGUUACUACCUUUACUACCUCUCUCGUCAAUUUCACUCCUCUUCGAUUAGAAAUGCUUCAGUAAGACAAUGUUUGAACAGUGGAAAUAACGCCCAUGUGUCUACCCCUAAACAUCCACGGCGAAUCCUAUUAACGACAACGGUAAAGCCUGCUUUCAAGUCAUCAUUGAGAGAAGCAUUUGAGAAGAGACUACAAAUACUGGUAGGCUAGCUGUGUAACGAUGUUCUUCAUCUGAGGAGGAGUAUGAAACAUCGGACCAAAACGUAGCGUGGCCUCUAGGUGUUUCUCUCUAAUGCCAGUGGGUGUCGUUCUACUCUCAGAGCUGUGACUGACUGACUGCAAGAGAGACGGGAUGCCUAUACUCAUGUGAUUUCUGCCAUGGAGACCAGAGCUUAAUAUCUGGAUCUGGAACCUGAUAGACAGACAGACCAUGGAGCGUCUGGUUUUGUGUGUGCUGCUGUGUGUACUGCUGUGUGCGGUGCUGGUGAAGGGCUACAACUGCCCCGGCCGCUGCAUCUGCCAGCACCUCUCCCCCACUCUGACUCUGCUCUGCGCUAAGACCGGUCUGUUGUUUGUGCCUCCAACCAUCGACCGCAAGACCGUAGAGCUGCGUCUCACAGACAACUUCAUCACCAUUAUCCGCAGGAAAGACUUUUUCAACAUGACCAGCCUGGUUCACCUCACCCUGUCCCGUAACACCAUCAGCCAGAUCACGCCCAACGCCUUCCUGGGCCUGCGCUCUCUACGAGCCCUCCACAUGGAUGGCAACCGCCUCAGUGUCAUCAAGAGCGACCACUUCAAAGGCCUGGUCAACCUCCGCCACCUCAUACUGGGGAACAACCAGAUCCACCAUGUGGCCCCUACCUCCUUUGAUGAGUUUGUGUCGACCAUCGAGGACUUGGAUCUGUCCAACAACAACCUGAGGACCCUGCCCUGGGAGGAGAUAGGCAGGAUGAGCCACAUCAACACCCUCACCCUUGAUCACAACCUGAUUGAUCACAUUGGAGCUGGGACUUUCACGCUCCUCACCAAGCUGGUUCGUCUGGAUAUGACCUCCAACCGGCUGCAGAAGCUACCACCGGACAGCCUGUUUCAGCACGCCCAGGUGCUGUCAGAUGCCAAGGGUUCCAACCCGUCUUCCCUGGCGGUGAGCUUCGGGGGAAACCCUCUCCACUGUAACUGCGAGCUGCUGUGGCUCCGCAGACUGACCCGGGAGGACGACCUGGAGACCUGCGCCUCCCCAGAGCAUCUCAUGGAUAAGUACUUCUGGUCCAUCCAGGAGGAGGAGUUCAUCUGCGAGCCCCCGCUCAUCACCAAACACAUAUCCACCAAGCCCUAUGUCAUGGAGGGUCAGGGGGUCACCCUCAAGUGCAAGGCCAUGGGAGACCCGGACCCAGCCAUCCACUGGCGCUUCCCUGACGGUAAGCUGGUGCACAACAACUCCCGCACUAUCCUGUAUGACAACGGUACCUUGGACAUCCUCAUCACCACCUUAAAGGACAGUGGUGCCUUCAACUGUGUGGCCUCUAAUGCUGCCGGCAUCGCCACAGCUGCUGUGGAGAUCAACAUGAUCCCUCUGCCAUUGCUCGUCAACAACACAUUGCACCACAUGCGCGAGGCCGAUCGGGGCCUCUCUGACAUCACCACCUCCUCCAAGUCAGGCAACGACACCAAGGGCCAUGACAAGCACCAGGACAAGAGAGUGGUGGUGGCCGAGCUGACCUCCUCCUCGGCUGUGAUUCGUUGGCCCUCCGAGCGCCACAUCCCAGGCAUCAGGAUGUACCAGAUCCAGUACAACAGCACUGCAGACGACACACUGGUUUACAGAAUGAUCCCGUCCACCAGUAAGACCUUCCUGAUCAACGACCUGGCGGCGGGCCGGGAGUAUGACCUGUGUGUCCUGGCGGUGUACGACGACGGCAUCACCUCUCUGACGGCCACGCGCGUGGUGGGCUGUGUCCAGUUCCACACGGCCAGCGAGGUCAGCCAGUGUCGCUUCAUCCACAGCCAGUUUUUGGGUGGCACCAUGAUAAUUAUCAUUGGCGGCAUCAUUGUGGCCUCAGUGCUGGUGUUUAUCAUCAUCCUCAUGAUCCGUUACAAAGCCCACAGCAGCCCCGAGGACAGCAAGGCCAAGGUCAGCUCCAGCAUGCACUCCCAGACCAACGGCAGCCAACACAGACUCCAGCGCUCCACCUCCAAGCAACCUGCUGAGGACAGCCACCAGAGAGAAGCCCUACCGGUGGCAGCCAAGGAGUGCAUGGCCCUGGUGCUGAAGGUGGACAGUGACAAGAGGGAGUGGGACACCCCUCCAACCACUAUGGCCAUCCUGGAAGUGGAGCUGCCCCCCUUGCCCACGGACAAGAUGAAGAGGACCAGCCUGGACGUCCAGUGCUCCGGAUCUGGCCCCCCAUCGGAGGAUACACAGACAGACAGCAGCCUGACGGGCUCCACCAUGUCCUUGUGUCUCCUAGGCCCCAACGCCGGCACCAAGGAGGCCCCCAGGCUCAAGGACAAGAAGAGCGCCCUGGCCAACAUGGGGUUUAAUAAUGAGCUGGCACGAACUAGGCACAGGUUCAGCUUUGAUGGGGGAGACUACUCCAUAUUUCAGAGCCACAGUUACCCCCGCAGAGCGCGGACGAGGCGGCACAAGUCCACCAACCAGCUCAACGUGGAGUCCUCACCACUCGCCAACCGGAGAGUCACUUUCAGCAGUACUGAAUGGAUGCUGGAGAGCACAGUGUAAGAGAUGUAACCUGGCCUCUCUGGCUUGCUGUCACACACAUACACACAGACACACACCAACAGUUUGACACAUACACAUUUACACAUCUAGCAAAUAAAGUUACAUGCAUACACACACAGACUCUCAGAGAGAGUUGCUGGAGAAGAACAUAGUCUCCUUUCAUCCUGCCUCCCCUCAUAUUCCCAGAGAGACAGAGAGUUGUUGGUCAUUUCAUUAUUUUAUGCAGCAGUGCCUUAUUCUAAAAUAUGUACAAAUGGAGGAUGCUGCUCACUGUAGUCAUAAACCUUACUUUCUAUCAUGGUUUCCCCCUGUUUCAUGGGGAGUGUUGCUUAGAUGUUUUGACAUGCCAGGGGGUGGGGCAAAUGUGACAGUUUUCCAUUUAAUGUUAAAAAACAAACAUCACAGUGUAAAGUGAACAACCAGGUAUCCUGUAUGUUGAUCAUCCUUUGGGUUCUUUCAAAGACUUUUGCACACGAAGACACGACGAUACGAGGACAAGUAUCACACCAGUCUAUACAGUAAUAAAAAGAUUAUAGAACUAUACACAUGCCGAUUUCAAAUGUUAGCAUAGAGAGGAUGGACCUGAAAAACCUGUGGACUCCUCAAUGCUGGUUGGACUCAAUGAUAUUACUAGGUAUUGUUCCUGAUGUGACUGUAUGAUAUUAAUCGGUAUUGUAUCUGGCUGGUCUAGAUAAAAAGUUAACUAAAAAUACAUAUAGAAGUAUAUUAAAAACAUUGGUGUAUGUGUACUAUGUAAGUAAGUCAUAUGUCACAACUUUUUACUGAGCAUUUGAGUGUUGGCCACAAGUUCUUACAUUAAAAACCUGUGUCAUCACACUUCUCCCUAUUUAGUAUGACAAGGUUUGGACCACUUAUCCCUCAUGAGAGGAUAUUAAAUUUUUUGUGUGGGUUAACUGUA
Molecule: messenger RNA, 4401 nt
Organism: Oncorhynchus masou masou (cherry salmon)
Lineage: Eukaryota; Metazoa; Chordata; Actinopteri; Salmoniformes; Salmonidae
Product: leucine-rich repeat and fibronectin type III domain-containing protein 1-like
Exons: 6
Coding region: 1170-3482 (770 amino acids)
Molecular function (GO): protein binding
Source: RefSeq, a predicted model, not a curated record